Molecule: messenger RNA, 2764 nt
Organism: Paralichthys olivaceus (Japanese flounder)
Lineage: Eukaryota; Metazoa; Chordata; Actinopteri; Pleuronectiformes; Paralichthyidae
Product: monocarboxylate transporter 13
Biological process (GO): transmembrane transport; monocarboxylic acid transport
Cellular component (GO): plasma membrane
Molecular function (GO): monocarboxylic acid transmembrane transporter activity
Source: RefSeq, a predicted model, not a curated record
GGAAACAGCUCCCUGACUCACAUUGCCUCUCAGCUGGAGACCAGAGCGUCACAUUCACAGGAUCAUUUGAGCCCUCCGCAAAAUGUAUUUGCCAUGUGAGUGACACCACCACCACAGCAUGUGACAGGGAAAGAGGUUAUGCUUUCACUCCAAGCCUGACGAGCCUGCCUGGCCAGGAGGAGCAUGUGACCUCAACAGGUUUAGAACCAGCACACAGACAUUUGCUCUCAUUCAGUUCAUCCAGGCUGUUGUUGGGGCUGAGUCAGUGAAAUCCUUAUACUCUAACUAGUUCACAUUUCUCCCUAGAGUUGAAAGCUGUGCAGAUUAAGAUGGACUCUCUGAAGAAGGUCCAGAGGAGGAGGAAGGAUAUGGCGCCAACAGCCGCCCCUGACGGUGGCUACGCCUGGUUCAUCUUGCUCUCCUGCUUCCUGGUCUUUGGACUGACCUUUGGGGUCAUUAAGUCGUUUGGUGUCUUCUAUGUCGAAAUACAGCAAUACUUUGAAACCACAGCAACAGGAACAUCAUGGAUCACCUCUAUUGCUGUGGCAACCAUUCACGUUGCAGCUCCUGUAGCUUCUGCUCUGAGUGCCCGCUGCAGCCAUCGCUCUGUAGUUAUAACGGGUGGACUGAUCUGCAGCUUAGGAGUCAUGAUUGGGGCUUUUGCUAAUAAUGUGAUUGAACUCUACUUAACAGUGGGGUUCUUGAAUGGUCUUGGGUAUGCUUUAACCUGGACCCCCACAGUGACCAUGUUGGGCUUGUACUUUGAGAGGAGGCGUCCGAUGGCGAACGCCUUGGCCAGCACUGGGGAGUGCAUCCUUACCUUCAUCCUCACACCUCUGUUCCAGCUGCUGAUUGACACCUACUCCUGGAGGGGGGCUUUGCUGAUCCUGGGGGCUUUGCAGCUUAACUUGUGCAUGUGUGGGAUGCUACUGAGGCCCCUAAGAGCCACCGCAUAUGGGACUCGUGUCAAUGAGGUCAAAGCAGUAGAGACAGAGGAGCUCAGAAUAUCUGAUGGUUCUGAUCAGAGCACAGUCAAGGUUUGUCUUGAAGACCCAGAGGAGAUCACUAAUUCAAAAGACUCAAAGACAGCUGAUUUAAGGACCAAAAUCCUGCGCUACGUAGAUUAUACCCUCAUCGCUAAUGCUCAGUUCAUGGUCUACUCAAUGUUUGGGGUGUUUGCUGCUCUGGGUUUCUUUGCCCCAGCUUUGUUCCUGGUCCCUUAUGCUCGCAGUAAAGGAAUCGAAGAAUACCAGGCGGCUGCGCUCAUGUCCAUCUCUGCAGUGCUGGAUGUGUUCGGAAGGGUGUUCUUUGGCUGGGUGGCAAACCUGAGACUGGUGGAGACGGUGCAACAGCUGACGGCUACAGUGAUUCUGCUGGGUUCUGUGCUGCUCCUCUGCCCACUGGCCUCCUCGUUUCCUGAGCUGGCUGCUUUCAGCGCGGCUUACGGGCUCGUGUACGGCGCCACGGUCUCCAUCCACAUCACCGUCCUGGCUGAGGUUGUGGGUGUCCGCAGGUUCGGCAGCGCGCUGGGGUUUUUCAUGCUCAUACGCAGCAGCGGAGGCCUGCUUGGACCGCCCAUCGCUGGAUACUUCAUUGAUAAGAUGGGGAAUUACGGGACGGGCUUCAUUAUGGCGGGAGUGGCUCUCAUCGUCUCUGCCCUGUUCCUGCUUCUCCUCCAUCAGAUGACCCGCAGGGGUCAAAGGUCAACGAAGAUGCAAACGGACAAAAUGGGACAAAGCCUCGGAGAUGAAGUCAAAGAUCUGAGCAUAGAUGGAGAAAUAGUCUCUGAUGCUGAUGGAUGCGGAGGUAAAUCUCAAGAUCAACAUCAAACAUUUAAAAAUUGUAAAGACUGAGGCAGCGAGAGGUGUGAAAAACAAUCAUCUGCUGGAUCAAACGGGUCUUUGGAGUCAUCAAGUGUCUAGGUGAUGACUCGAUGGAUUGAGGUGAGCAUCUCUGUCUAUAACACAGACCACAGACAGUGUGAGCAUGCAGGGAAUGAUGAAACUGAUAAAACACUUUGCGGUAGAUCUGUCCUGUUUGUUAUCAGUGUUCAAACACUGAAGAGGAAAUAUUAGGGUGGGGAGAUAAGAGGAGCUUUUUUAUUGUUUUGAGCUUUACUUCUAUGAUUUGUUGGGUGGGUGCAUUAUACAGUAUGUGUGUGUAUAACAUCACAAAUUCAGAAGUGACAUAAAAGCGUUUUUUAUUGUCAUUUAUUACAUGUUUUAUGAAUGAGUGAAUGCUUCCUUACUCACUGAAAAUGUGACUAUGGCUCCCCCCAGUGACAAGAUAACGAUGUUGCGUUGGCAGCUCGCACAGCUUCAGGGCUGAGCUGCAACAUGUAGAUAAACGCACAUAUUACAACACAGGAAAGAUCAGAGAAUUCACAGAUAGAAACUGAAUUAAGUUGCUGAAUCAGUUGAUUUGGUCAAUUACUAAGCAAAUGUAUGAACCCUUCUCCUUUAAGUUUACAGGCUAAUUUGAAUCAGCCUCAAAAGUGAACUGAAGUGUUAAAUUAAACAACAAACUAGGUUGUGGUUCAUUGAACUUCUCUCCAGCUUAUGUCCCAGUAGUGUAGCCUGAAACCGAGUGAGAAUCUGCUGCAGAAUGUUUGGUAUGUGCAACCAUUGAGCAAACAAGCUUUCAUACCGCAGGACGAACGAGAGGCCCGAUACACAUCUUAAACCUGCUGCAACGCAAAUAUAACAAGAAUAAAUAAACAUGUGAUCCUCCAUAAAUCUGAAAUAACAAACUCCAAACCGAGGUU